Molecule: messenger RNA, 1516 nt
Organism: Colletotrichum phormii
Lineage: Eukaryota; Fungi; Ascomycota; Sordariomycetes; Glomerellales; Glomerellaceae
Exons: 3
Coding region: 212-1516 (434 amino acids)
Biological process (GO): lipid catabolic process
Molecular function (GO): triacylglycerol lipase activity
Source: RefSeq, a predicted model, not a curated record
ACAGCCUGGGCUCGUAGUAUUGUGUAGGUAAAGCGUGGAAUUAUGGUUCAAGUUCAAUGAACCCAGCUCAUGUAAUUAAUCAGAUGAUGAGAUGAACCCCCUUUCCGUCCUCGACCUUGUAUAAAGGCCCGGUGCUGGCAGCGAUCAUUAUGCCUUCCGUUCCUCAUCCAGCAGGGUUACGUUUGUUUCCAACUCAAGAUCAUUCGGCAAAAUGAGGUCUUUCGUAGCUAUUACUGCUGCCUUCGCUGGCAUCGUUUCUGCCCUCGACCCUAUCUGCGAUGCCGAGUGCCAGAAGGCCGCCAUCCAGACCACCAACGAAUCUGAAGCAUCUCUCUGGGUGAGCGACAUCGUGUCCGACCCCUUCUACUCUACUCCUUCCAACUUCACCGCUGCACAGCUUUCUUUGAACUGGACCAUCCCCGCCAGUCUGUCAUUGUCAAGGGUCCUCUAUGUGACCGAAGACAUCGACCGCAAGCCGAUUCCCGCAUCUGCUUGGGUUCUCUUGUCUUUCUCCAACCCGUUCGCCAAGCCCGGUGCUACGGCCGAAGAGAACAAGCUCCGCACCGUCGUCUGGACCCACGGAACUGCCGGCCGUAGCCGCUUGUGUGCCCCCACGAACAACAAGGGCCUUUACUACGACUGGAAAGCCCCCUUCAUCCUCGCCGAGUCUGGGUACGCUGGUUUCAUGUACGAGUCUGGUUGGCUCCACGUUGCCGAUGUCGCAUACUCUCUCGUUGCCUCUAGAAAGGUCAUCGGCGACCUUUUAGGACAGAAUUGGGUGGUCUAUGGACACAGCGAGGGUGGCAUGACGGCAUGGAGAACGAACGAGCGUCUGGCUCAGCCCGACCAAGAAGCCCUUUUGGAAGCCGGCGAGUUCAUCGGCUCCGUGGCUGCCGCCCCUGCUUUGCGGCCGCAGAAGCUCAUUCCCGCCUCUAUGGCGCUUGCUCAAGGAAAGGCUGCCCACGAUCCCUUCUCGGUUUACUUCCUCCAGUCUCUGUCUCUGCUCUUCCCAGAUCAGAUCAAGGUUGCGGACUACCUUGGAGAGAUUCCUCUGCAGCGCCUGGCUGCCCUCGACAAGUCGUGCUUCACGUCUGGCUUCGCUAUCGUCGGCGAUUUCACCCCGGAGCAGCUCUGCAAGAACACCAGCUGGCUGACACUCCCUGUCGUCAACGACUGGGCCGUUCGUUACAACGGCCAGGGCCCGUACUCCAUCGCGGCGCCAAUGUUGGUGAUUUCGGGCGAGACCGACACCAUUACACCGAACAAUCUUACGCUCGAUGACUUCAACCAGACUUGCACCUCAUUCCCUGAGAGCCCUGUUCAUGCUAGAGUCUACCCGAGCAUGGGUCACGGCCAGGUCCUGGAGGCGGCGAGAGCUGACAUUGCUGCAUGGAUCGCGGCGAGAUUCGAGGGAGUCCCGGUGGAGAAGACAUGUGUCAAGGAGGAGGCUAAGCCGCUUACUGACAGAUAUGCUAUUGGCGAGCUUUUCUGGCAUGCGACUGCUCAGCCCUUCUAA